CGUCGACGUGCGAGCCGCAGUUGUCGUACGGCGCCGGCACCCCUCGCAGAGCAGACGCAGUGCGGCGCUGGCGGCCUACGCCUAGCUCGGCGUCCCGCGCCCUGUGUCUCCCGCGGCCAGCAUCCCCGCGUGGCUCCGUCUCGCUCUCUCCUCUCGCCCCUUCGCCGCCGCCGCCGCCGCCAUGAACCAGCUCGACCAGGACGAGAAGCUCAUCAUCGAGGUCCAGCAGUACCCGGGCCUCUACGACCAGAACAGCUACGACUACCGCGACCUGCGGAAGAAGGAGAACAUGUGGCAGAAGGUGGCGGACGCCCUCGGCCUGCACGCCCGCGAGUGCCAGGCCCGGUGGCGCGUCUUGAGGGACAAAUUUGUGCGUGAGAUGAGGAAGAACAUGAACCCGAAGAAGGCAGGAUCGAGCGCCCUGCAGGUGUACCAAGGCAGCUGGCCGCUCAUGUCGCAGCUCAUGUUCCUCACCUCGCAUGUCAAGCACCGUCCAUACAGACCGGGCAAGCGCGACACGUUCUCGGACGCGGGCGGCACUGAGGACGAGGAGGAGGGCGAGGCCAGCGACGAGGACGAGGCCGACAUGAAGCACCCUCCGGCCGCCUUCACCUACAACCUGACGCCGCCGCCGUGCCCCACGACGCCGCCCUCCUCCAAGCGCAUGAAGCUCGGCUCCUGCGACGCGGACGCCCCCCGCCUCGCCGCCGUCAGCAGCCACGGCGCCCUGGACGGGGACCUCCUGCGGGUGCUGGCCACGCUGCAGGGGGCGCGCCACGACGACGAGCAGAACUCCGAGCGCCUCUUCUGCCUGAGCCUCGUGCCCGUCCUCAAGCGCCUCGAGCCUGAGAAGAGGAGCGUCGCCAAGCUGCAGAUCCAGAAGGUGCUGCACAACCUCGAGUUCCCGCAGAUCAAGUUCGAGAUCUGA
Molecule: messenger RNA, 928 nt
Organism: Penaeus monodon (black tiger shrimp)
Lineage: Eukaryota; Metazoa; Arthropoda; Malacostraca; Decapoda; Penaeidae
Exons: 3
Coding region: 182-928 (248 amino acids)
Biological process (GO): regulation of transcription by RNA polymerase II
Cellular component (GO): transcription regulator complex; nucleus
Molecular function (GO): DNA binding
Source: RefSeq, a predicted model, not a curated record